Molecule: messenger RNA, 501 nt
Organism: Prunus avium (sweet cherry)
Lineage: Eukaryota; Viridiplantae; Streptophyta; Magnoliopsida; Rosales; Rosaceae
Source: RefSeq, a predicted model, not a curated record
CCCCCUUUUUUACAAUGCCUAUCCAUAUUUCGCCUACCGCGACAACCCGAAUGACAUUAGGCUAGACUAUGCAUUGAUGAGCACCUCAGAGGUUAUUGUAACGGAUGGGGCUCUAGGGUACACAAAUUUGCUUGAUGCUUCCCUAGAUGCUCUCUAUUGGGCACUGGAGAAGGUAGGGGCACCAAAUGUUGAGAUUGUUGUGGCUGAAACAGGGUGGCCAUCAGCAGGAGAAGGACAUGAUCCAGCAACUAUUGAUAAUGCCAGAACAUAUAACAGCAAUUUGAUCAAGCAUGGGCAAUUUGGAACACCAAAGAGACCAGGAAAGGGAUUGGAGGCAUACAUAUUUGCUUUGUUCAAUGAAGAUCUCAAGACUAAGGGGUCUGAGUCUCAUUGGGGAUUGUUUUACCCAGACAUGAGUGAAGUUUACCAUGUUGAUUUCUAAUUAGGGAAUUAGGUGUUCAUUGUCAUUGGUUAAUAAGAAUGAAAUCCCUUUGUCGAUUA